Molecule: messenger RNA, 465 nt
Organism: Schistocerca nitens (vagrant locust)
Lineage: Eukaryota; Metazoa; Arthropoda; Insecta; Orthoptera; Acrididae
Product: testis-specific gene A8 protein-like
Exons: 3
Coding region: 1-465 (154 amino acids)
Source: RefSeq, a predicted model, not a curated record
AUGAAGAGAGGUAGCUGCAGCAACACCUCGGAGUGUAGUGGGAAGAGGCUCAGAGUUCUGGAGACAGUAUUACCAAGUGAUACAUCUCCAGGCUUUUUCUUGGAGUGUGAGCAGAGACAGCAGGGAGCUGGACCACAACAGACUCCGGAAGUCCAGCCUCGCGUGUUGGGUUCACAGCCAGAAUUACCAUUGGUCGCGUCACAACACGGUGUGGCGCGCAUACCGGUGGCAGUUAAACCGUCUUCCUCAUCAAAGCGGCGCCCGGUAAGGCACGCCUCGCCUAUAAGGGCACGUCUAGUAGCCACGCGAGAAGCAGCAGCCGCCGCCCCCGCCGCCCCCGCCGCCCCCGCCGCCCCCGGCCCCGACCCUGCCCCAGCCACAGCCGCCACAGCACCGCUCUGGCGUCCACGAGCCACCCUCCCUCAGGCUAGCAGGUUAGGGCUGCAGCAACCAGACUGCUCGUAG